GAGGAUGAAGACCAUUCUCAGCAACCAGACCAUCGACAUUCCCGAGAACAUCUACGUCACCCUGAAGGGACGCACCUUUAUCAUGAAGGGGCCCAGAGGAUCCCUGCGGAGGGACUUCUACCACAUCAAUGUUGAACUCAGUCUCCUUAGAAAGAAAAAGAAGAGGCUGAGGGUUGACAAAUGGUGGGGAAACAGAAAGGAACUGGCUACCAUUCACACUGUCUGUAGUCAUGUCCAGAACAUGAUCAAGGGGGUUACAUUGGGCUUCCGUGAUGAGAUGAGGUCUGUGAACGCUCAUUUCCCCAUUAAUGUUAUCACUCAGGAGAACGGGUCUCUUGCUGAAAUCCGAAAUUUCUCAGGUGAAAAAUAUAUCCAGAGAGACCAGCAGAUAAGACCAGGUGUUGCUUGUUCAGUAUCUCAAGCCCAGAAAGAUGAGUUGAUCCUUGAAGGCAAUGAUAUUGAACUUGUUUCAAAUUCAGCUGCUUUGAUACAACGAGCCAUGACAGUUAAACGUAAGGAUAUAAGAAAAUUCUUGGCUGGUAUCUCCAUCUCUGAGAAGGGUACAGUUCGGCAGCCUGAUGAGUAA
Messenger RNA from Tupaia belangeri chinensis (Chinese tree shrew), 586 nucleotides. RefSeq names its product 60S ribosomal protein L9. Gene Ontology annotation, molecular function: rRNA binding; structural constituent of ribosome. Gene Ontology annotation, biological process: cytoplasmic translation. The record is from RefSeq and is a predicted model, not a curated record. Gene Ontology annotation, cellular component: cytosolic large ribosomal subunit; ribosome. The transcript is spliced from 2 exons. NCBI's taxonomy places the organism in Eukaryota, Metazoa, Chordata, Mammalia, Scandentia, Tupaiidae. Bases 5 to 586 code for a protein of 193 amino acids.